This is a messenger RNA of Ahaetulla prasina, 2200 nucleotides long. It is a transcript of the gene VAMP1, whose product is annotated as vesicle associated membrane protein 1. Gene Ontology annotation, cellular component: SNARE complex; plasma membrane. The coding region runs from base 129 to 494 and encodes 121 amino acids. The record is from RefSeq and is a predicted model, not a curated record. Gene Ontology annotation, molecular function: SNAP receptor activity; syntaxin binding. Lineage: Eukaryota; Metazoa; Chordata; Lepidosauria; Squamata; Colubridae. Gene Ontology annotation, biological process: vesicle-mediated transport; vesicle fusion; SNARE complex assembly. The transcript is spliced from 5 exons.
AUUUUCGAUAGCCUCCGGUGGAGCCCCUCUUGCGUGGUCGUUCCCACCGGCCGGCCGUCGACCCCUUGCCCUGCUUCGUGCAUUUCCUCCUGAAAGGACAAUAAGGGCUGCUAGAGCCGAGGCCGGCCAUGUCUGAUCCAGCUCAGCAAGGUGCCCCAGGGACAGGACAGGAAGGAGGUGAAAAUGCUGCAGGGGGCCCUGGUGCAUCUCCAAAUUUGACCAGUAAUUGGCGCCUGCAGCAGACUCAAGCACAGGUGGAAGAAGUGGUGGAUAUUAUGCGUGUGAAUGUGGAUAAAGUUUUGGAGCGAGAUCAGAAACUCUCAGAAUUAGACGAACGAGCGGAUGCUCUCCAAGCUGGUGCCCAAGUAUUUGAAAGUAGCGCAGCAGCGCUCAAGAGGAAGUAUUGGUGGAAGAAUUGUAAGAUGAUGAUCAUGCUGGGAGUGAUCUGUGCCAUUGUGGUCAUUGCAAUUGCACUUCUUCAAAAUGAUCUUUGAAAUUACCGUAAGUAAAAAUGUCACUUUAUUCAAAGGGAUGUCGCAAAUAUAGCACUUCUAUUCUGCUGUGGGUAUAUGAUAUUAUUCCAUAAUCUGAUCUAUUGGGUAAUUGCAUAAGGUUAUAAAUUUAUGCUCAAAUAAUUUAUUGAUUACACAACUUCAAUAGGUACAUGUUAGCAUGUCUUGGAAUCUAUUUUUAUAUGUUCUUAUGUUCAGUGAAGUAACUCCAUUGGAGGUCCCUGUGCUGUCAGGGAAGUAGAUAUGAGAUCAGUACAAAAUACAUAAGAUACUUAACAGGACUGGUGAUUGAGAACCUAGCUUGUUUAAAAGGGCUAACAAAUUGGGAGCUCAUUUUAUCCUACAAGUGCAACUCUUCUUAGCUUAGGAUCUGGGACCGUGGGAAAAAUCUCCUGUAACUACCUUACUGCAUGUUGAAAACCUUCAGGUAUGAGCACAGAGGCAGCAAGUAGAGGAAAACACAGAAUUUCCCUCUCCAGGUAAGUGAGCCAGGCUUGGUACUUUUUGAUUUCCAGGAUCCUUACCCCAAUAAGAAGCAUAUUGUAAGUACAGUUUUUAUUUAUUUUGCAAGACUUACAAGCCGCACCAAAGCAAACUCUGAGUGACUUUCAAUUUCAUUUUCUUAAUCAGAAGUAUGUUAUUCUGAGGAUAAUCUAGAUUUACCUUUAUAGGAUACUGCUAUAUGUAUCUUGAUUUGAGAUAUUACUAAGUAAAAUUAUAUCUCAAAGCCCAAACUCAGAUAUUUAUGUGUUCAGUGAAAGGCCUGAAAUGAACUAUGUAUUUCAGAAUUCUACAUACAGCCUUUCCCAUAAGACUGGAAAGCUAUUAAGCAGUCUUUGCCUGUGUAAAGAUUCAUUGUACUCACCACUAAAGCAAAUGAAAUUCAGGCUUUGUGAUGAAUGAGUGAUGUGUUGGUAUAGACUACACCUGCUGGCUACUCCCAUCAAUAGUAGUAGUAAUCUAAUCAUAAAUAGCUGAAGGCAUGAUUUGUUUACUGUGUCAUCCAAGCCUUGUCACAUUCCUCUGGGUAUCAGCCAGAGAAGGAGGCCAAGAAGGCGUUUAGAUAUACUGAUCAGUUUUCCAUUCCUGCUCAUAAGAAAAUCUAUUAGAUGCAUUUUUGGCUAUAAUGAAAACUGUUUCUUCUUGGGAAAUUUAGAGUUUUCCUUUAGAAACUUAGUUUUACAGCUGAAGUGGUAAUCUCUUACUUAACUGCAGAGUAUACUGCAGACUUUAACCCAACUACCUGUUGACUAAAUGGUGAUUAAAAACAUAGGUAGGACUUCCUUCCGUUAAGCUCAUGACCCAUACCUACUACUUUGGUUUUUUUUUUGAAAUAAAUUUAAAUGAAAGUGUGAAUCAGUAAAUAAUCAAUAACCAAAUGAUAUCUACUGAUAUCAGUAAAUAUCAAUAAUCAAAUUAUUGAUAAUAAAAAGGUGGGUGGCUGAUAGUUUCAAUAAAGGGAAAUGGUGAGAAUUAAGACCGGAAUGGUAGGGACUUAAGUUGAUCUAUGGCAGGGGUCUCCAACCUUAGCAACUUUAAGACUUGUGGACUUCAACUCCCAGAAUUCCUCAAACUCCCAGAAUUCCUCCCAGCAAAGCUGGCUGAGGAAUUCUGGGAGUUGAAGUCCACAAGUCUUAAAGUUGCCAAGGUUGGAGACCUCUGAUCUAUGUAACAAUCAUGUUGGAACU